AUGACUUGCCACGUUCAAGGGAUCGCAUUUAUUACUGGGGGUGCUUCGGGAAUUGGUAAGAGCACUGCUUUUGCCCUGGCUCGAAAUGGUAUCAGUGGCCUGGCCCUUCUUGACCUCAACUUGUCACUGCUUGAGAAUGUUCAGACCGAGAUCCGAAGCCAACAUCCAAAUGUCGAUGUUGAAAUCUUCCAAGUGAAUGUGGCAGAUGAAGCAUCAGUUGACACAGCUGUCCAAAAGACCGUGGAGCGUUUCGGGCACAUUGAUAUUGGCGUCAACUGUGCCGGUAUUAGUGGAAAUCCCACUUCAACUCACCAGAUGUCUUUGACGGAGUGGAAGAAAGUAAUUGAUAUCAAUCAAACUGGAGUUUGGCUUUGUCAGCGAGCUUUGAUCAGACAGAUGCUCACACAGGAGUCGCGUGGCACUCGCGACGGCCGUGGAGUUAUCGUUAAUGUCUCCUCCAUGUUUGGCGUUGGCGCGAAGCACGCUGUUGUCGGACUAACCAAAAUGGACGCCAAAGCAUACUCCCGAGAAGGGAUUCGUAUCAAUGCUAUCUGCCCUGGGUUCGUGGAUACUCCAAUCAUCAAGGAACAGAUUGAGUCCGGGUCAAUGGACGCCCAGUUUCAGAUGACACCCAUCGGUCGGCCUGCACAGGUGGAGGAGAUUUCCGAUGCAAUGCUCUUCCUUUGCUCUUCCGCGAGCAGCUAUAUGUGUGGAGCGGCGUUGGUGGUUGAUGGAGGGUUUACUGUCUGA
Penicillium mononematosum is the source of this 750-nucleotide messenger RNA. Its product is annotated as SDR family NAD(P)-dependent oxidoreductase. The record is from RefSeq and is a predicted model, not a curated record. The transcript is spliced from 6 exons. Lineage: Eukaryota; Fungi; Ascomycota; Eurotiomycetes; Eurotiales; Aspergillaceae. The coding region runs from base 1 to 750 and encodes 249 amino acids.